Lasiosphaeria miniovina is the source of this 2867-nucleotide messenger RNA. RefSeq lists its product as uncharacterized. Gene Ontology annotation, molecular function: DNA-binding transcription factor activity, RNA polymerase II-specific; zinc ion binding; DNA binding. The coding region runs from base 12 to 2720 and encodes 902 amino acids. The transcript has 4 exons. Gene Ontology annotation, biological process: DNA-templated transcription; regulation of DNA-templated transcription. The record is from RefSeq and is a predicted model, not a curated record. Lineage: Eukaryota; Fungi; Ascomycota; Sordariomycetes; Sordariales; Lasiosphaeriaceae.
AGAGUUGGACUAUGCAGGACGUUGCGUGCACGAACUGCAGGAACCGCAAGAUACGAUGUGGCCGUGAGAGGCCCCGUUGCGGCAGCUGCUCCCGCGACCGCGUCGAUUGCGUCUACUCGUCUCCGGCCAAGAGGGUGAACCACGUAAAAGUAUUAUGCCAGGGCUUCGACGACAUCCAAAGCCGCCUGAGGCUGGUGCAGGACGAGCUGGCGACAUUGACGGCCAUGUUCAAGAACAGCAGGAUUGCCGACGGAUAUCCCAUCAACAUGGCUCCCAUGGCGGAUGGGUCUCCGGAUGUUGGAGGGCGAGACGGCGACCUAGACCCAUCAACCGACGGACAUCUCGUGCGCGACGACGGCACCUCUCUCGAAAAGUACCACGGCCCGUGGACGUUGCUCGCCCUCUGCCGCGACUUCGGCCUAGACUUGACGUCUCAUUUCGGCCACGACAGCGUGCCGGGCAAGUUAGUGGGACAGAUGUGGCUAGAUGCAGGGAACGACAUCCGGCGGGGGCUGUCCAAGGCGGACUCGUCAGGCCGGGAUGCCAUCUCGCUCCCGUCACGGCAGUUCCUCUCAGUCGUCCUCGACAGCUUCUUUAGCCAGGAGGAUCCCAGCACCGACAUCUUCGUCCGGUCGACGUUCCAGAAGGCCAUGGAGCGUGCGUACAGCGAGCCGUCGGAUCCGGCUUCGGAAGCGUGGGCGGUCUGCUUCAACCUGAUCAUCUUACUUGUUAUUGGCGCCGAGCAAGGCAUCGGCAAGCAACCCGACCCUUUUAUCCAACCACUUCUGCAGGCAGCACAUGCGGCAACCCAAAAACCUACCAUUUUCCUCUCUCUCCGGCUCGUGAACGUGCAGGCGCUGGCUCUCCUCAGCUUGCUUGCCCAACAAUCACACAGCGAAACUCUUGGCGACGGCUUGUUCGCCCAGGCCUGCACGUUAGCGAAGGCGAUGGGCCUCUACCAGGCAGGGCAGGGUCUCCGCCUGUCGCCAUUCUCGACAGAGGAGGUGGAGGAGCGUCAAAAGGUUUUCAGGUCCCUCUACAUCAGAGACCGGUGCGCUGCCGUGACAAGGGGGACUCCCACCUGGCUUCCUGGCCACACGCUCGGGUCCCCGCCAACACCCCACGAGUCGCAGAGCACCUCCUUGCCCACUCCCGAGCCGCUGGGGAGCGGCCGAACCGAAACAACGCGGGUGGCGUGGUGCGAGCUGGCCACGUUGCAGAGCGAAUUGCACCGCUUUGUUUUCGUCGAGACGCCCCAGAUGUCGGCGCAGCAGCGGCGUCUCUCGAUCGGAAGGCUGCGCCAGAAUCUCGAGAUGUGGUCCCAAAAGCACAGCGUGCCGUCAUCAACGGUGCCGACGACAAUAGACGACGUAUCGCUGCAUCUCGCCUUCCUGGGCACGCGAAUCAAGGCAAUAGAGGGCUACAAGCCGGGCCGGGCAGACAGGUCCGACACUGCCCAGGCGCUAGCUGACGCUCGCGUCUGUUGCCUGCUGCUGCUAGUCUCGUGCGAUGGGCGCCGCGAUGUCGCGUGGGUUGAGCGGCUGGAGCGGCUGCUCAGCAAACCGAGCAGCAUGUCGCAGGCGCUGGCGUCGGUUGGGAAGCCCCACACCCCUGCAUCCUCGUCCCCCUCGACACCAACCGCCGAUGGGCCGAGGUCGCAACAACAACACGGCUCCAAAUCGCCAGGUCCCUCUCCGCCGCUCGGCAUCCAGCGGCUCGCCAUCGCCUUUCCUUCGGCCGCCCCCUUUACCCUUGCGAGAAACAUUCUCGGCAUGAGCGUUGGAGGGUCGUCUUCCUCUUCCUCGUCCUCAACCUCCUCCUCACGCAGACAGUCGUUCUUCCAGGCCAUGGGCGACGACGCGCACGAUCCGCCGACAGAGGCAGCUGACGACAUCGCACUGCUGCAGGCGCUACAGGCCCAGUUCCGCGACGCCGCCGUCGUGGCCAACAGCGACCCAGACAAUCACGCCGCCAAGGUCGGGCGCGUGAUCCAGGUCCUGGCCGACAUCGUCGGCGCCGUCGUCGACCCCGUGCGCUUCGGGGCCGACGGCAACAACGGCCUGCACGGCCACAAUAUGAGUGUCGUCGACCCACUUCUCUCGUCUGCCAUAAUAUCGCCCCUGAUGGACUCCAGCGUGUCGGUCGCUCCGUCCGGCACCUCCAGCGCCCCCGUCGCCGGCAGGGGGGCCAGCAUUUAUUCAGUUUCGCAGCUCGACGCCGCGACGGUGGUGGCGGCGGGCCUGUCGUCGCACCACCACCUGGGCAACACGGGAGGCGGCAGUGGCGGCACAACGUCGCCGGCGGGGGACGCGUGGGGGAACGCGCGUAACAGCUCGUCGACCGAGUCGCUGUCGACGGGGAGCUCGUCGGCGUCGAUGCCGCUCGUCGCGACGCCCGAGAUGGCGUUUGACAUCUCGCAGUUCAUCGACCAGAUGGGCGCCGGCGCGCUCGGCGCCAUGUGGGAGGACCAAGGCCCGCUGCCCGUCACGCCGACCCAGCAGGACCAGAACCAAAACCAGAACCAGAAUCAGAAUCAGAACCAAAGCGCAUUGGAAACGACGCCGGCGUCGACAGCGACGGUGGCGGCUGGAGGAGCGGGAGGAGGUGGAACGACGGGGUCGGGGGCGGCAACGUCGACGAGGAGAAAGGCUGCCAAGCGCGCGAGGACCAGCUUCACCCUAGACGACGAUGACGGGGGCGACUACAUGCAAUCUGUAUAACACGAGUUGAAUCGAAUGGGGGGAAGAAAAAGAAGGGAAUGUGUUGACGAGGAUGUGUUGAAGAGGAUGUGUUGACGAGGAUGUGGGAUCAAAACAGGUGAAAGGGGGUGUGUUGGUAUCCCUGUGCCCCGUGGUUUGGGAAGGAUG